CAUGUUAAGAGUGAGGUAAGAGAGGCCAUAUGCUUCCGGUUCGACAGAGGACGCUCGAGGUUUGGCUCGCCGCAGUACUAUCAGGUUUAACGUCAGAGAUCGUUCGUACGUCUGUGCCUGUGGAGAGAAGGGUGGCGCGAGGCACAAGAUACCAUUAGUUACACAUAAAGCAUCAGCAGGAUCAGGAGUGUACGUGUGGUAAAAGUAGUUUCAGCUAGCAGACAAUAAUCUAUUCAAUAGAAGAGACAUACUUACUCUUUAGAUAAUUGCUUCUGUUACGCACUCCUACGAUUGAAAUAUGACUUUCUCUCUUUUUAUUGAUUUUUUAGUAGAAGGCCGCAGCCGCACGGACGUCCUGCCGGUAGCUCUCCGAUAUCAUGCACGCUCUUCAGUGAUUUUUUUUUGGUUUGGAGAGUGACCUACUAGUGUGCGUUCUGUUCCCACGCAGUGGUCACAAUAGGUAAAGGAAAUAAAGUCUGUUUCUGCUACUUGUGCUUUAAAGAGGGCACCACCCAGCCAGCGGCCAGGACACGAGACCAAACACAUGGGCGCCUUGCUAACAGGCAAGUGUUUGGAGGACGCCCGUGGCUACCAGCAGAGCUGCACAAAAAUAAAUGGCCCAUGCGAUCUCGUGGGUGACGUAGCUGCGGCGGGUGAUGCAGACCAUCAAAACGAUGGCACCACCCUGUGGACUUCCGUCAACGUGAUCGGGACGAAAAUAAAUUCACCAGCAACGUCUGCAGCGGAUCGCACAAGCGGCGUCUUCGGCCCGGCCUCAGAUUCUAGCCUUUCUCACGCAACCAGGUAUACGUCCGAUGAUAUGCGUUACAUGCUCGCGCUGAAGAAUUUCCGGGCCGCGCACGAGGAGCAAUCUGCUGCCAGUUUUCUUGGUGCGCUGUCAACAUCCGGCGCAGGAGCUAUCGAGCACAAUAAGAAUCCCACAUCACAGCACGAAGCAGUUGGUUCAAUCCACACCGCAAACGAGCUAAGCCUCACCGGCUCAUUUGUUGACCCGCUUGGUGGGUCUCUCGCGUCGCUGCUCGCCACGCAGGAAGACGCCGGCGUGAGCUUCUUCGCGGAUCAGGACGACAGUACGACGAGAUUUUUACGGCUCGGCCGUGCCGGGACGCACAGCGCACCGGUACCCCCACGCUCCCGACCGAAUCCGACACGGUCGACGCAUUAUCGCACAGGAAAAAGCUAUUACUACUUACCCCAUUACAAUCACAUGUGUAAUCUGUUUAUGCAGAAAUAAGCGCGCAGAUGAAAUACUAAAGUCUGUCUUGCAUAGUGUAGACAGAUUUUUCUACUAUUUUUGCAUUUCCAAUAUUAUAAUGAAUAAUAUGCUGUUACUAUGCUAGCCUUUUUCCGUAUCAUGCGCCUGGGCGCCAAGUCGUUCGUGGACCAACUACGGGCACACAAGGAACAGGAGAGAUAUUUGUGCCGUCUGUACGACAAGGCAAUUACGGGAUGCCAGCUGCAAAAAUUAGAGCGGCGGGGGAGCUGCAGCAGGAGAUGGAAAGAAAAACUUCUUCCGCACAAGAAGUUCUUGAGAUUUUUUCGCCAAAUCAGCUGUUUUUCCAACAGGAUUUAGAGGUUGUAGGUGCAUCAGGAGGUCGCGUCAAUAAACGGACUUCACUCCGGAACAAAGCGACUCCAGGACGCAACACGAAAAAUGCUUCCAGAACAUCUUCAGCCGUGGUUGUGCACGCGUCUGAACAAGAAGUUUUUCCUGAUAAUGAAAAAACCGCAAGUCGUGGUCGAAGGUAGCAUUCCGAUCUAGUUUUGAUGAAG
Molecule: messenger RNA, 1794 nt
Organism: Amoebophrya sp. A120
Lineage: Eukaryota; Dinophyceae; Syndiniales; Amoebophryaceae
Source: the annotation of a GenBank genome assembly